Myripristis murdjan (pinecone soldierfish) is the source of this 3194-nucleotide messenger RNA. RefSeq names its product cd7 antigen-like (gene cd7al). Gene Ontology annotation, biological process: adaptive immune response. Gene Ontology annotation, molecular function: signaling receptor activity. The record is from RefSeq and is a predicted model, not a curated record. Gene Ontology annotation, cellular component: membrane. The transcript is spliced from 5 exons. Lineage: Eukaryota; Metazoa; Chordata; Actinopteri; Holocentriformes; Holocentridae. Bases 941 to 2032 code for a protein of 363 amino acids.
AAUUUGAAGUCCUAAUAAAACCACAAGAUACCACAGUAAUAACACAGUAAUACCACAAGAUGGCAUCAUACAAUAAGCACUCACUAGUAGGCCUGUAGGCCACCUAGUGGAAAUGGAUUGUAUUACCUUUAUAAAGAGAGAGCUGACUAUAAAUGGCACAUUUGGCUCCAGUGUAACCAACCAAGGACCUGCAGGGACCACAGUGACACAUGACUGUCCGGUUCUGGUGUGGGCCAGUGGUUUUCAAAGUGGGGUCUGGAGACUUAGCCAGGAGCUCAGUGUGUAGUUAACGCUCAUGAAAUUAACUCACCAGGAAUACUGACAAAUUUGUUCAACAUAUCAGUCUUACCAUUUUAAUCUAUCAUAAGGGUCCCUAGGGGGAAAAAAAACUUGAAAAUGGACCAGUGGAGGUGAACUUUGGGAUUCAGAACAUAGGAAAUUUGACAGCCCCUGUUACAGGAGUGGCUGGGUGAGAUGGAAGUUACCCCUCUCACCCGGCUGCCCAUGAGUGGGUUAUUACAUGGCUCAUUGUUCUGCUGAAGUGUUGUCUAAAUUACAAAGCAGAACUGUAGUGCAGAUGACCUAGAUAACAUGAAUUUUCCUCAAUCUACUGUAGUCCCGAGAUUUGUAGUACAUUAAUCAGUAGCAAACACCACUUUUGUCUGCUUUUUCCAAAGGAUUCAGAACCAUUUGAAUGGCAAAACAUUUAAUUUGUGAAGAGUGGUGUGUGAGCCAUCCACAUGUCUUGGGCAUAAUGCUUCCUCUUGGGCCCUGAAAUUUUAGGGUGGAGCCACAUGGAGUUCCUCUUAGUCCUCCUCUGUUCUAUCAGUUUCCUUCACAUGAUCACACACUUGUGACUGGCUGUGAGAGUGUGUACUGUCAUGGUUUGCAUCACUGAAUCCCCUCAGACUCAAAUCUAGUUUCUCCGGACAACCUGAAAAUGAUGGGGAUGCAGUAUCUGGCUUGUGUGUGUGCACUCUUCAUUACGCAGAACACACUCGUGUGUGGUGAGAUUCAGUUCCUGGAGCGCUAUGUGGGAGAAUCUGUGGUCUUUCCCUGUGUGUUUGAGGAGACCGAGGACUUGCCCUUCGCUGUUUCCCUGAAACGCAGUUGGCUCAAUCCUGGAAAUGUGCUGUUCAAGCUCAGCAACGAAAACUUUUCUCCGCACAACACUGAUGAUGACAAGCGCCUCAGUGUGAGCGGAGACCCCAGCAGCUCCUGGCUGAACGUGACCAUGUCUGAGCUCAGGCCCUCUGACACAGACCGCUACUACUGCGAGUUUCUUGUGGAAAAGUUUCCUGUUGACAGAGAAGUACGUGGCAAGACUGAAUUCUUCCUCUACGUUACUACUGAUUCUCCUGGGUCAGCUGAAGUAGUGCAGGUAGAGACGUGUGCUGGGGGCUCAGCCGUGCUCCCCUGCCUGGACCCACAUGGGGAGGGCUCGGCCGUGGAGGGGGUGAGUCUGAAGCGGCAGAAGGGCCGAGCGCCUGUGGAAGUGUUGUACAACUCAAAGCAGCACGAUAGUGCCUCCACAUUCCCCCCCGAGAGGCUCCACUUGUCUACGAUGCCCAGCCGCAGCGGCAUGACCUACAACAUGACCCUGCUGCAGCUGCAGCCGGAGGACAGCGCCUUUUACAGCUGCCAGCUGCUCCUGCCCUCCCGGCCCGACAGCAGCACCGGUCUAGGGAGACGAGUGUUCUUUGUGUCAGUGCAAGGUGGUCAGUGCGGCUGCUCGAGCUACACGACUCUGCUGUACGCCCUCUCCUCAGCCGUGGCGGUACUCUUCCUGCUCCUCAUUGGAUUUGUGGUGAUUUAUCGAGGUAAAGCACGCCACAGUGUGAAACCACAGGCCCAGGCUCCUAUCUAUGAAGAGAUGGUCGGGGUAAAGCCUCUCAGUCCAAAAAAGGCCCCCUGUCAUCUGGAGGAAAUGGACGUGUCUGCGUACAGCAACUGCCUCGUGAAAUCCCGUCCAGAGAAUCACUAUGAGAGCUCCAACGGGGGCUACCACGCAGAGGAAGAGGACCCCAAAUAAGAAAGACUUGAGACUUUCAACCCAAAUGUCAAACUUGCAUCCCAGCUGGGUCACAAACUCCGCCAAGUGCCUCAAACUCAGUGGACGACGGUCGGUAUCCUGUUAAACUUGUUUACCACAAAUGGGAGAGAGACCAGCAUCUCCUGGUGAAACAAAAUGUACAAAGUGAAUUCACACCACCUUUGGAUCAACUCUGAAUGAUUUUUCCACAUGGCCACAGUGCUGUAAUUACUUUGUAUUGGUGGUUUGUAUUUUUUUGAGCUGCAUUUUUAUGAGUUUAAGCGCAUUUGGCUGCUCAUGUUAUGUUAAAAAUAUUCAGCUUUGCUCUUCUGCCGCACUUGUAUUCAACAUUCAGUCGAAUGAACUGCUGCAAAAAUCAAUCCGGAUCAAAGGUGGAGCGAAAACAAAAAAACAAAAACAGACGAGGUACUCGGUAACAGCCAAGAAAAAUUGUAAUUUUAUUAAUAUAGUCCGAAAGAAGCUCCAUAAACCAUGGAAACAAUUUUUUUUUUUCCGGUGCAUGUCCUUAACAAUCACAUUCUAUGAGGAGGAAAAAAAGAACAACAUUAAAAGCCACAACUUUGUAUCUCAGUUACAGACAUUUUUCCUAAACAUUUUUUUUUCCAAAGUAAAGAGAAAGGCAAAGGCAAAGUACCCCAUUUGCCGCACCCACCCUCCUCCCCUUAAAAAACAGAUAGCCUUAAAAGUCAUGGGCUUUUUUUUUUCAGUACAACCCACAGUGCUUUAGCAGAAGGAUAAGCGCUCAUUGGUUAAGGAUUACACAGCAUGGCGACGCAAUGUAAAGUUUGCCAUAACAUUAGAUGAUGAUGAUGAUGAUGAUGAUGAUGAUAAUGAGGAGGGUGAGGGGGAAAAAAAGAGUAUAGGAAAUUUAAGCAAGAAAUUAAAAAAAAAAAAAACCCUACAUCAAACCCUGAACCCUAGAGUCGGAGUCGACAAGCGCCCGCAGUACAAGGGCGGGGCUCGGGACUCGCUCCCUCCCACUUGUGCAUAGAUCAUGAUCCUUUAAAAACCAGCUUUAUUCCUCCACAUCAACCUGUCUCUGAAAACCUUCUGUUACAUAAGAAAUCUCUCUAUCCACUGAAUACCUGUCCGAGGAACAGACACGUUAACAAGACAGGAGAGAUGAUUUAAAAAAAAAAAA